Molecule: messenger RNA, 1311 nt
Organism: Gasterosteus aculeatus aculeatus (three-spined stickleback)
Lineage: Eukaryota; Metazoa; Chordata; Actinopteri; Perciformes; Gasterosteidae
Product: annexin A1
Biological process (GO): cellular response to glucocorticoid stimulus; signal transduction; phagocytosis
Cellular component (GO): vesicle membrane; cytoplasm; nucleus
Molecular function (GO): phosphatidylserine binding; calcium ion binding; calcium-dependent phospholipid binding
Source: RefSeq, a predicted model, not a curated record
GAAAAUCACGUGUUCAGAGAUGGGUGGAGCCACUGCAGGGACUUAAAUACCGAGACCGGCACCUGAGAUCUUCAAAUCGGGGUGGGAAGGCCGUCUGCAGCACAGAAACUGUUUUGGUUUCUGGUUCUAACUUUACAGUCAAGGAAACAUGUCUUUCUUCAAGAAAUUCUUCAAAGAUGUUCUCCGUAAAGCAGACCCAGCCGACGACACCGUUAAAGUGAAGGAUAAUCCUAAACCAAAGUACUAUGGAACAGUCACUCCGUAUCCAAACUUCAAUGCCAGCCAAGACGCCGCCACCCUCCAGAGCGCCAUCAAGAGUAAAGGCGUGGACGAGGAUGUGAUCAUUGCCAUCCUGGUGAAGAGAAACAACGAGCAGAGACAGAAGAUCAAAGUGGUUUAUGAAGCGUCCACUGGGAAGAAGCUGGAAGCAGAUCUGAAGUCUGUUCUCAGGUCAGAUUUCGAGGACGUGUGUCUGGCUCUGCUCAUGGACCCGACUCACUAUGAUGCCCACCUGCUCAGGAAGGCCACAAAGGGUUUCGGCACGCAUGAAGACAUUCUGGUGGAGAUUCUGGCAACAAGAUCAAACCAAGAGAUUCGAGAGAUUAAAAGGGUCUUCAACGAAGUGUACAAAACAGAGCUGGAGACGGUCAUUCAGGAUGAAACCGGUGGUGACUUCACCUCGGCCCUCCUGGCCAUGUUGAAAGCAAACAAAGACGAGAGCAAGGAAGUCGACAUGAGUCUGGCCCAAAAAGACGCUGAGAUUCUGUUCGAGGCCGGUGAGAAAACCAAAGGAAUCAAUAUUUCUGUCUUCAUCGACAUCCUGACCAAGCGGAGCGCGCCGCAGCUCUCAAAGACAUUCCAGCAGUACGCCACCGUCAGUGACGUCAAGUUGCCUAAAGCCCUGGAAAUGGAGCUAAGGGGAGACAUUGAGAAAUGUCUCAUUGACAUUGUGAAAUGCUCCUGGAACACACCCGCUUUCUUUGCAGAGAAGCUCCAUCUGGCUAUGAAGGGCAUCGGCACACACGAUCACACACUGAUCAGGGUGCUGGUUAGCCGCUCCGAGGUCGACCUGAAGAAGAUUGUGGAGGAAUACAGGGCCAUGUAUAGUGUCAGCUUACAGGAUGACAUAGUGAAAGACACUAAAGGACAUUAUCAGGCUAUUCUGCUUGGACUGUGUGGAGCUCCCUGACAUUUUGCUCCCAGCCAAAGCUGUGCAUUGGAUGCAACUAAAAUGUCACAUUGAAAAUCACUUGACUAAUCUGUGUUAUUGAUUGAAUUCAUCUAACCAACAAUAAAAACAGCUCAUACCUA